This is a messenger RNA of Eutrema salsugineum, 3420 nucleotides long. Its product is annotated as myosin-4. Gene Ontology annotation, cellular component: myosin complex; actin cytoskeleton; vesicle. Gene Ontology annotation, molecular function: actin filament binding; microfilament motor activity; ATP binding. The transcript has 23 exons. The coding region runs from base 1 to 3420 and encodes 1139 amino acids. Gene Ontology annotation, biological process: vesicle transport along actin filament; actin filament organization. NCBI's taxonomy places the organism in Eukaryota, Viridiplantae, Streptophyta, Magnoliopsida, Brassicales, Brassicaceae. The record is from RefSeq and is a predicted model, not a curated record.
AUGACUUUAUCGCCGUCUCCGACCAUAUUGAUGGAAAGUUCACUGGAGGAGACGCCGGAGUCUCUUCGCCGGCAUGACGCGUGCGAGAUGUUGAAGGAUAAGUCUCCGUCGCUUCCUUCUCGGCUUACUUCCAGAGCACAAAUGCUGUCGAUUCGUCAAUCGCUUCCGGCGAACUUCCGUGAUAGGAUUCCGCCGGAAAACGAGAGCAAAGAGAAAGAAGAGAAGGAUUGGAGCAAGAAAACGAGGACUGAGAAGAUCACAGAGGAGCAUGAACCCGAAUGGGUCAAUAACGUUGAGUAUUUCAUCAACGAGGAACUUUGUGUUUGGUGUCGGGUUUCUAAUGGGGAGUGGCACUUGGGGAAGAUACAAUCUACUUCUGGUGAUGCAGCGUGGGUUAUGUUAUCCACUGCCCAAGUUGUGAAAGUAUCAAUGAAAGAGAUUUUCCCUGCAAAUCCAGAUAUUUCUGAGGGAGUUGAAGACCUUAUACAGCUUAGUUAUCUGAAUGAACCAUCUGUUCUUCACAACCUCCGGGUCAGAUAUUCACAAGACUUGAUUUAUAGUAAAGCAGGGCCAGUUUUGAUUGCGGUGAAUCCUUUUAAGAAGGUCCAGAUUUAUGGAAAUAAUAUUCUAUCAGCCUAUCAGAAGAAGUCUUUGGAUGCUCCUCAUGUUUAUGCAGUGGCAGAUGCAGCUUACGAUGAGAUCAUGAGAGAGGAGAAGAACCAAUCUAUUAUCAUAAGUGGAGAAAGCGGAGCUGGGAAAACUGAGACAGCAAAGUAUGCAAUGCAGUACUUGGAAGCUCUUGGUGGAGGUAGCUUUGGGGUAGAGAAUGAAAUCCUAAAGACAAACUGUAUACUUGAAGCUUUUGGGAAUGCUAAAACAUCAAGAAACGAUAACUCUAGCCGAUUCGGAAAACUGAUGGAGAUUCAUUUUAGUGCAAAGGGAAAAAUAUGCGGAGCCAAACUUGAAACUUUCUCUUUGGAUCAGUCAAGAGUUGUUCAGUUGUCCAAUGGCGAGAGAUCCUACCAUAUCUUUUAUGAGUUGUGUGCAGGAGCUUCACCGAUUCUUAAAGAAAAGUUGAAGCUUAAAGCAGCAAGUGAAUACAAUUAUUUGAACCAGAGCAAUUGCUUAACCAUUGACCCCAUUGAUUAUGCUCAGAAAUUUCAUAAACUGAUGGAAGCUUUCAACAUUGUUCAAAUUCCUCAAGACUAUCAAGAACGUGCAUUUGCACUGCUUGCAGCUGUGUUAUGGUUAGGGAAUGUAUCUUUUGAAGUGAUUGACAACGAAAACCAUGUGGAAGUGGUAGCAGAUGAAGCUGUCACUAAUGUAGCUAUGUUAAUGGGAUGCAACUCACAAGAUCUUAUGGUGGUUUUGUCUACUUGCAAGCUCCAAGCUGGUAGAGACUGCAUUGCUAAAAGACUGACACUGCGACAGGCAACUGAUAUGAGGGAUUCCCUAGCAAAAACCAUCUAUGCAAGCCUUUUCGACUGGCUUGUUGAGCAGAUAAAUACUUCACUGGAAGUUGGUAGAUUACGUACAGGAAGAUCUAUUAGUAUCCUUGAUAUAUAUGGGUUUGAGUCAUUUAAGACUAAUAGCUUUGAACAAUUCUGCAUAAACUAUGCAAAUGAAAGACUGCAGCAACAUUUUAAUCGGCAUCUAUUUCAACUUGAACAAGAGGAAUAUGAAGGGGAUGGAAUUGAUUGGACUAAGCUCGGAUUCAAAGACAAUCAAGAGUGUCUAGAUCUGAUUGAGAAGAAACCCAUUUGUUUGGUACCACUACUAGAUGAGGAAUCAAAUUUCCCAAAGUCGACUGAUACAACGUUUGCCAACAAGCUGAAACAGCAUUUGAAGGCUAACUCUUGUUUCAGGGGAGAAAGAGGUCGCGGAUUCAGAGUUAGCCAUUAUGCUGGAGAGGUUCUCUAUGAUACAAAUGGCUUCCUGGACAAGAACAGAGAUCCAGUGCAUGUUGAUCUUAUCCAACUUUUAUCAUCAUGCAAAUGUCAAUUACUGAACCUGUUUUCUACUAAGAUGCGUCACAAGUCUCUAAAUCCGGCAACUUUUUCCGAAUCCAUGAAUCAAAGUGUGAUUACAAAGUUUAAGGGCCAACUUUUCAAGUUGAUGAACAAGUUAGAAGGCACCACUCCUCACUUUAUCCGGUGCAUAAAGCCAAAUUCAAAUCAGCUACCUGGAAUUUACGAAGAGAAUCAUGUUCUACAACAGCUUAGAUGUUGUGGCGUUUUGGAGGUUGUUAGAAUAUCAAAAUCAGGAUAUCCUACUCGGUUGACACAUCAGGAGCUUGCGGCAAGAUAUGGAUUCCUAUUGCUGGACACAAAAAGUUCUCAGGAUCCACUUAGCACAUCAAAUGCUAUUAUGAAGCAAUUCAAUCUUCCUCCUGAAAUGUAUCAAGUUGGUUAUACAAAGACAUACCUCCGAACUGGGCAAAUUGGCGUCCUUGAGGAAAGAAGAAGAUAUUUUCUGCGUGGCAUACGUGGAUUACAGAAGCAAUUUCGUGGUUAUCAGACCCGUGAAUACUUCCACAAUAUGAGGAAUGCGGCAGUGACACUUCAAUCUUAUAUCCGCGGUGAAAUCGCCAGGAGAGAGUAUAUUGCUAUGGAAAAAUCGGCUAUUCUUUCCUCAGGAAAAACUCAAGAGGUUGAUGCAGUCAUACACUUGCAAUCUGUGGUACGCGGAUGGUUGGUUCGUAAACACUUAGAAAAUAGUAUGCAAGAGAAAAAACAAUCACGCAAUGAGAAGAAAAAACCGAGAAGAAAGUCAAGGAGGAGUAUUUCAGAAGACAAGGACCUUCUUUUUGAGGAGUUUCAGGUCCGAUCUUGCGCUCUUGCUGAUCUCCAGAGCCGGGUUCAAAAAGUCGAAGCAGCUAUUUUGCAGAAGGAAGUGGAAAACACUGCAUUGAUGGAGGAGUUGCAACGAUUUAAGGUAAAAUGGUUAGAGCACGAGACAAGAAUGAAGUCAAUGGAGGAAACAUGGCAAAAACAUAUGUCAUCAGUGCAGAUGAGUCUCGCAGCUGCCUGUAAGAUUCUGGCUCCAGAAAAGAUUGCUAGUCAUGGUAAUGACUCAGAGGACACAAUGUCCCUUGGAACUCCGACAAAAGAGCUUAAGGGUAGCUUGAAUGAUGUUAACAAUCUUCCUGUAGAAUUUGAUCAACGUAGAGUCGUAUUUGAUGAAGAUGUGAAGUGUCAUGUAGAAAUGAGAUCAGAACCAGACUCGAUCUCAGUCAAGAAGCAGGAUGCAGAAAAAGAACUCAGUAAUCUGAAGUUAAGAUUUGAGAAAUGGAAGAAAGAUUACAGAGCAAGACUACGAGGGACAAAGGCAAGGCUCCGGUUAAAUGGAAAUAAAGGUCGUCACCGGAAGUGGUGGUGCAAGAAAAGCUUUUUGAAAUUAGAUCUCGUAGACUCAUAUUAG